GGAGUGCUUUGCGGCUGUCAUGGCGGCCCCCGGGCGGCGCGGGGCUACGCUGUUUCCAGCAGUGUUGGGGUUUUGGCAGCUGGGUCCUGUCGCCGCGAGGGAGUGGGCGACCCGGUUCCCGUCGCUCUUGGGCUGUCAGCGGAGGUGCGUGUCCCGUGUGGCAGGCGCCACUUCCUCUGGUCCCCUCUCGGCCUCGGCUUCCAGGCGUUAUGGCUCGAACUCAGCCCUGGACCGCUUCCUCGGACUCUCACAGCCCGACAGUUCGUUAACGUUGGCUCCUCGCGUCCCCGCCGUGUCCAUGAACAGAGAUGAGCAGACUCUCCUCUUGGCUCAUCCCCCCAACAUGCCCGCGAAUCCCCGAGUCCUACGAGUGGCCAUUCUGGGUGCCCCGAAUGCAGGAAAGUCAACACUCUCCAACCAGCUGCUGGGCCGAAAAGUGUUUCCUGUCUCCAAGAAGGUGCACACUACUCGCUGCCAGGCUCUGGGGGUCAUCACAGAGGAAGAGGCUCAGGUGAUUCUACUUGACACACCUGGCCUGAUCAGCCCUGUUAAAAAAAAAAGGCACAAUCUGGAGCUCUCUUUGUUGGAAGACCCAUGGAAGAGCAUGGAAUCUGCUGAUCUGGUUAUGGUUCUUGUGGAUGUCUCUGACAAGUGGACUCGGAACCAGCUCAGCCCCCAAGUGCUCCAGUGCUUGACCCAGUUCUCCCAAGUCCCCAGCAUCCUUGUCAUGAACAAGGUAGAUUGCCUAAAGCAGAAAUCAGUUCUCCUGGAGCUCACGGCAGCCCUCACUGAAGGGGUGGUCAAUGGCAAGAAGCUCAAGAUAAGGCAGGCCUUCCCGUCACAGCCAGGCAUCAAUUGCCCCAGCCCAGCAGCUAAGGACCCAAACACACAGUCUGUUGGAGGCCCUCGGAGGAUUGGCUGGCCCCACUUCCAAGAGAUCUUCAUGUUGUCAGCCCUAAGCCAGGAGGAUGUGAAAAUACUAAAGCAAUACCUCCUGGCACAGGCCCGGCCAGGGCCCUGGGAGUUCCAUAGUGAAGUCCUCACUAGCCAGACACCUGAGGAGAUCUGCUCCAACAUCAUCCGAGAGAAACUCCUAGAGCACCUGCCCCAGGAGGUGCCCUACAGUGUGCAGCAGAAAACAGUUGUGUGGGAGGAAGGGCCAAGUGGGCAGCUGGUGAUCGUACAGAGGCUUCUGGUGCCCAAAGAAUCUCAUGUGAGGAUCCUGAUUGGUCCGAAGGGGAGCCUGAUCUCCCGGAUUGCAGAUGAGGUGGGCCGCGACCUCAUGAACAUCUUUCUCUGUGAUGUUCAGCUACACCUCUCUGUGAAGCUCCUCGAUGGACCACCCUCUGCUAUCCCAGCCCAUGCUUCUAGCAGGAGCUACUGACCAGAAUCGUCCCUGCCUGGAACCUGCAGAGACUAGUGAGGGGCAUGGACACUGACUGGCUAACUCUGGCUGGCCUAGUCUGCACAGCCCCUGCCCAGCCUGGUCUUGUGUUGAAGGAAGGAACCUAUCUUAGCUCAGUCCCCAGGUAAUUCCUCUCACUGGGGACACAGAUACUUUGGUCUAGAAGUUGGCCCAUUGGUGGGAGCAGUGCCACCCUGCUUCCUCCUGUCAUUGGGCCCAGAGUUUCUCCCCGAGUUUCCAGUGGUUAGCAGAGAGAUCUUUUUUAAAAAAUUCUUUAUUGUUACAAGUGUUACAUAAGUCUCCUUCUCCCCCAUUGACAUCUCCCCAGCCUCCCCCAACCCCCAGAGAGGAGAUCUUUUUCCUCCCCUCUCAGAUCCUCCACCUUGAAGUCAUAUAAGGACCCAUGUGUCCUGAGUGCAAUAGUGCCUCCCACCUGUUCCCCAAGUCCUUGAUACCUCCCACCCCAUCAUUCUCCCCAUUCUUGGAUGCUAAUAAAGUGAAAAGACAAGCA
Messenger RNA from Myotis lucifugus (little brown bat), 1916 nucleotides. RefSeq names its product Era like 12S mitochondrial rRNA chaperone 1 (gene ERAL1). Gene Ontology annotation, cellular component: mitochondrial matrix. The record is from RefSeq and is a predicted model, not a curated record. Bases 20 to 1384 code for a protein of 454 amino acids. The transcript has 10 exons. Gene Ontology annotation, molecular function: GTP binding; rRNA binding; ribosomal small subunit binding. NCBI's taxonomy places the organism in Eukaryota, Metazoa, Chordata, Mammalia, Chiroptera, Vespertilionidae. Gene Ontology annotation, biological process: ribosomal small subunit assembly.